Molecule: messenger RNA, 4341 nt
Organism: Ustilaginoidea virens
Lineage: Eukaryota; Fungi; Ascomycota; Sordariomycetes; Hypocreales; Clavicipitaceae
Exons: 3
Coding region: 1-4341 (1446 amino acids)
Biological process (GO): mitotic sister chromatid biorientation; protein localization to kinetochore; mitotic spindle assembly checkpoint signaling
Source: RefSeq, a predicted model, not a curated record
AUGGCUCCGCCGCCGACUGAUGCGACGGUGCCUUCAACAAGGCGUGUUCGCAAAUCUAUUGGAAGCCAUGUUUCACUGAAAAAAACCAUGGAUAAGGAGAAUGCGACCGUGGAUGUGGCCGGCGCACUGGCAGAGAUUCACAGGAAGUCGCGAAGCAAGAGUAUUGGGCCUGGGGGUCUCGAUGCGCUGAAACACGCCAACGGCAAUCGACGUGCUUCCAUCGCGGCGGCUCCCAUGCCACGGUCGAUUCUUAGACCGACCCCUUACUCCGCACCGGAAAUUCCGCAGCAAAGGCACGGAAAUCAACGUACCUCAAAAUUGACAGAUUCUAAAGAUUCAACCCGGGCUUUGGCGUCCUCGCAUGAUGAUAACACGAACGGCUCCAAAGUGGCUCUCCGGACCGAAGAGGAGCAACAAGCGGCCGCUCGAGAAAGAGAAGAGCGAGAGCGCAGAGAUGCUCGGCGCAAGUCCUUAGCAAACAGGAGGGUAUCCUUUGCUGCAGAGGCAACACUUCACACUUUUCACGAAGUAGAAUACAUGCCAGACUCAACUACUUCAACCGAUGACUCGUUCAGAAGAGCUUCGUCCGUCAAUGGGUCCGAUAUUUCAAGGUCUGCGUCCAAGGCGGCAGACGAUGAGAAUGCUCCUAGACGAAACUCGGGGCUUCCUGCGCUCAAUUUUCACAAUGUGGACGACGCCACCCUCACGUCGACGAUAUACAGUUCGGAUUCUGAGCCGGCGGACGCAGUGGAAGAGGUUGAGGACGAUAGUGGCUCCAGCAGCGAUUCGGACGACGGAACCAUGAUGACAAUUGAAACAGAAGAAGUCACGGGAACCACUUUUGCCUCUGAAAGAUAUGGGUCUGAUGAUGAAAGCUCGACUCUUGAUCAAGCUCUCAGGGCUGCAGCAGAGAGAGCCGGGACGCAGCGCCUUGGCAGCGACCCCGAAGAAGACGAAGAGCUUGACGAGGGCGAAGAAAUCAUUCCAUCGUUUGGCUGGGUCAAGAAGAAUAACUCUUCGGUUUCAGCUGGCGAGACGGAACCGUCAUUGCCCACGGAGGAUGAUGGCACGGAAAUGGACAUGGGCAUGGACAUGGAAAUGACCAGUGCUGUGGGAAGAAUUCUCAGACCUCAACAACAUACAAUGGAUAACACAAGGGAUGGAGAAAUGUCAAUGGAUGUCACACAGGCACUCGGGGGCAUUGUCUCCGAAGACAAGACGAGACGAGACGCGCCAGGACCGCUUGUUGCUGGGGAAAAUUGCAAAGACGAUGCCUCCAUGGAAGCAACAAUGGAGUUUACAACAGCUCUUGGUGGUAUUCAUCAGCCACAGAAAAUGCAACAAGAUGGCGAAUUCGACACAAAUGAGGAUUUUUCAAUGGAAUUCACCACUGCGUUGGGCGGAGUGCUGUCGCAGUCCAAAGAAGUUGAAGCAUCUACCAGUCGACGACAAACCCUCAGCAGGCUAGGAGAGGCUGAUAUAACCAUGGAUAUGACCGUAGCAUACGGGAAUAUUUUGGCCCAAAACUCUCCCCAAAAGGACUCCAAGAUAAUGGAGGAGGAGACUUUUGGCAUGGACAUUACUGCCGCUAUUGGAGGAAUCUUGGGUAACGGGCUUGUGCCUUCCUCGCCAAGCCCAGGACACAAGAUGAUGAAAGAACGAGGCAGAAAGUCGCUCAAUCCCGAUAGAAUCGCCAUGGCUGCGGUUGCGCAGCAAACACCGACACGUCGAAGCUCCCGCUUGUCCGCAAUUUCUCAAGCUGCUGCGGCAUCUGCAGCUUCAGAAAUGAAAGACGACAGCCGCAACAGUCAUGUCGAACUACCAGCCUUGCGGGGCGAAGAUCUUCGCCGUAGCCAUGAACCACAGACUCCAGACACAAUAUCGUCUCCUCUCAGAACACCGACAUCAUCGCCACCCAAACUGACGAAAUCGCGAGCUCUUACAGAUUCUUUUGGCACUCCGUCUCAAAGAAGGCGGACGCAGCGCAAGAGCCCACGAUCCGUCACCAAGAUUCAGUCGACUGGAUCUGCCCACGCCGAAAAGAAGGUAUCACCGCCUGAGUCGUUGAAUCCAAGAUGUUCACUGUUUCAAAGCGAUUCGGAAACUGGCACAAGGACGCCAACCGUGAUCAUGACACCGCAAACCCGCCGUUUGUCCGGGUAUGGGGCAGACAAAAGUGGCCUGGGGUCUCGGCAAGUUACAGAACUAUUUGACAGGCGGAGCUCCAUUGGCGAUAGCGCCACUAAAUUCAUACCUGGGCGACAAGCGGUGUCUUUUGACGACCCCAAGGCUGUGGAAGGUGAGGUGGACAAGGAUCGCAAACACGACGAGGCGAAAGAAAGUCCACACUUGUUCUCUUCAGCAAAGGCCGCCGCCCUCCAGCAGCCAGAUAAGGAUGCUACGUUUAACUUGCGAGAGAUGAUCAAUAGCUUGAGCCCAAGGCGUAAUGCUUUAAGAGGAAGAAAGAGCCUUCACGUGGGAAGUGCAAAAGGCCUUCUUGGAAAAAGGCCAGCGGAGCUGGAUGAAGACGAAGAUUCCGACGAUAACGACGGAGUCAAACGUCUCAAGGGGCACAAAGGUAGCCCCGUGAAGAAUAUCAAGCUACAGCAGCCACCGUCUGCAGCUGAGACAACAGGCAAACUUAAUAGAGCGUCGCCAUCAAGGCUUGAGCCUAAUGCGAGCAACUUACUAUCCUCUUCCUCCUCACCCCUGAAGAAUGGUACGAACAUCACGCCGCAUAAGCGAGAGGAGCGGAUCGGAAUUUUGGGACAAAAUCCAACAGUCCAGGAGGUUAACUUUUACCACAACCAAGGUAUAAAAAAGGCAGAAGAACCUGACCAGAAUCUCGAUGACGGCAGAAUUCAUCUUCAAGACUUCUUGAACAUGACAUCAAUUCGCUUCAUGGAGCUCACAACUACAAAACGGCGCCAUACUGUUGCACCCAACAGCCUGCAAGAUCAAUCUACUGUGGAGGGAGAGGAUGGGAUGUCUUUAGAGCGAUUUGUAGUUGCUGGGGCUUGCACCGUACCCAUGCUGGAGCUCUAUCAACACUCUUGUCGUGAGUUGAAAAAUUACAUAGCCGAGGGCCGCCGCAUCGUCAAAGAAAUCGAGGCGGAGACCCUGGAGGACAAUCCUCCCUUAUUCCGCGAGUACGUUACUGCUACCCCGAACGUGAAAGCUCUCAUGGACAACCAGUUCAAAAACGUCAAGACGUAUGCCAGGCUACUAAGCAAAGCCAUGUGGUACGAGUGGAGGAUGAAAUUGCAAGAGGGGCUGAAAGAAGGUCUCGUGAAAAUUUCUGAGGACAUGGAUCGAGAUGAAAGGAUGCUCAAGGAACGGGAAGAUAUACUAGCAGCAGUGUUGCCCGACGCGGUUGCAUAUCAUGACGCCCUGGAGAGAGAGCGUGAAGUCUUGGAAGAGGCAGCCAGAGAGCUGGCCGACUGCGAUCCUGCUGAACUUCAGGCCGCCAGAGACGAGCUAACAAAUUGCGAUGCCGGCAUCGAGGUGAAGCAGAGGCUCAUUGCCGAGAUGCGGCAGCAAUUGCAGUCGGCCGCGUCAAUUGCUGAGGACCUCGGUGCCAAAAAGGAGAACCUGGUACGCGAGAUUGAACAACACGAAGAGGUUCGAGAGGCGUGCCGAGGCUGGACUUGCAGUGAGGUUGAGGCUCUCAAAGCUCGCGUCGAUGUACUCGAGAAACAACAUGGCUGGGCGGUGACGGGCCUAACGGGCUCGAAUCUGUCGAUGGCGUACAGGCGCGAGAUUGAGAUUGUUUUCGACAUUGCCUCGUUCCAGCCUCAUCAGCCCAAUUCCCCAAUCGAUCUUUGGUACAUCGGUGACAGCAAGGAUGGCCAACAAUCCAAGACGGCUGAAAAAGAAUUCUUCUUGCAGUGCAUCCGAGACCACGUUCGAGCUUUGCCUCAAAGCCGAACAAAGAUCUUGGACCUUUUGAACAUGGUUCGCGCGGCAUGGGACAAGGCCCGCUUUGUCGCAACUCAAGUUCGCGCUAUUAAUGUCACGUUUCCGACAAAGGUAGUGAAAACGUCGGAUUCGAGUGUUGCGGUGGUCAGUUCCUUGCUCCUGACGGCGCUCAGGACGAGGGUAGAGGCUACGCUUCAUUUACACAGUCGAAGUGCAUCGCUGGGUGUUGACGUUGGGAUAUCCGCACAUGUCAGUGUGGUCUACGGGGAACCUUUCAAUGUUAGCAAAGUGGGCGAGUUCUUGGCUGCCAAGAUUGGCGACAAGAUCGGCACCAAGGAAGAAGGCUGGAGCGAUGUUCUGAUUGAGCUCCAGAAGAGACUGACUGCGAGGGGCAAGAAGCAGGUCUUGAAUGCGGCGCAGUAA